AUGGAUCCAGACGCAUUGGCAAAGGCAUUCGUGGAGCACUACUACUCCACCUUCGAUUCCAACCGCAACAAUCUGGCCAAUCUCUACCAGGAGGGUUCCAUGCUCUCCUUCGAGGGCCAGAAGAUCCAGGGCGCCCACAACAUUGUCGCCAAGCUCACUUCCCUUCCCUUCAACCAGUGCCAGCAUUCCAUCACCACCGUCGAUUGCCAGCCCUCCGGCGUCAACGCCGGCAUGCUCGUCUUCGUCAGCGGCAACCUCCAGCUCGCCGGCGAACAGCACGCCCUCAAGUUCAGCCAGAUGUUCCAUUUGAUACCAACACCACAGGGAAGCUAUUAUGUGUUGAAUGACAUAUUCCGGUUGAACUAUGCAUGA
Sphenostylis stenocarpa is the source of this 372-nucleotide messenger RNA. NCBI's taxonomy places the organism in Eukaryota, Viridiplantae, Streptophyta, Magnoliopsida, Fabales, Fabaceae. The record is from the annotation of a GenBank genome assembly.